This is a messenger RNA of Epithele typhae, 1476 nucleotides long. RefSeq lists its product as uncharacterized. The transcript has 11 exons. Gene Ontology annotation, biological process: post-translational protein targeting to endoplasmic reticulum membrane. The record is from RefSeq and is a predicted model, not a curated record. NCBI's taxonomy places the organism in Eukaryota, Fungi, Basidiomycota, Agaricomycetes, Polyporales, Epitheliaceae. Gene Ontology annotation, molecular function: protein binding; molecular adaptor activity. Gene Ontology annotation, cellular component: membrane; TRC complex. Bases 1 to 1476 code for a protein of 491 amino acids.
AUGGCAGACGCGGAGGCCCUCAAGCUCAAGAACGAGGGCAACGAGCUCUUCGUCAAGAACGACUUCGGCGCCGCGUACAAGAAGUACUCCGCCGCCAUCAAGCUCGAUCCCAAGAACGCGGUCCUGCACUGCAAUCGCGCGGCGUGCGCGUACGGCCUGAACAGGUCAGCCUCAGACGCCUCUGCGAUUUCGCGAUCGGUUCGCGGUCAUAAUCUCUGGCACUCAUACGAGCAUCGACAGGCGACUGAGCUGGACCCCACCUAUGCCAAAGCGUGGGCACGUUUGGCAGCGGCGGAGCUAAGCUUGUACAGACACAUGGAGGCGAUCAAGGCCUGGAAACGUGCGAUCGCAGCCCUUCCUAACGAGAACCUCACGCCAGCACAGGCCAAGCAGCGCAAUGGGUACGAAAAGGACCUCGCCGCACUCGAGGCGCAGGUUGCGGAAAUGAAGGCACACCCAAAGUGCCUGAAGGCGUGGCUUCUGAUUUAUGCGGAUGCUGUUCUUGAGGGCUUUACAAACGCCCUCAUAGCCGAUGAACGAAUUUUCCGUAUAGCAGACCGCAACUUCCUCGAAAUGUACAAUAAGCAAGUCGCCUGGGAGGCCACCAUGACAGGAGCGUGGACAGCGUUCGGUGCCCAGAGAGUGAUGGAAGAGGUCACGAAAAGACUCAAAGAGGAGGGGUGGUCCAAGGUCAAGCCUGCUCUGGCUGUGACAGUGAGAGGGUGGAUCUUCCGCGCAUUCAUGGCCGAUGGCCUGGAGGGGAACCCGGCGGCCAGCCUCGACAUCUACACUUCAGCGCUCGAGGUCCUCAAAUGGGGAGCGGAGAAGUACAAAGACGUGCCGUUAGAGGAACGGGGUACGGUCCUUGAGCCGACCUUCAUCCGCGGAGUGAAGGCCAUGAGGCUCAACCAGUACAUGAAGCUCGCCAACAGGACCAAUACUGUCACGAAGCAUUCAGUGCCCCUGGAUGAACUCAUCGCGGGCGCUGAUGAGCUCAUCAAAGAGCUCAGAGACGGGGAGCCCUUGGGGUUUUGGUACGCGUUCGAGAGAUAUCCGAAAGCACUGGCAUACUCUCUUCGAGGAUAUGCCUACAAUCGUCAAGCCAUGAAGCUUCGAGAGGAAGUCAAUGAGUUGACAGCCGAAGCUGCAAGACUAUUCUACGAAGCGUCCGAAGAAUAUAUGAAGUCGACCCUGCUGUACCCUCAGGACGACACGCACCACGUUUGGUUCCUCCACUGCGCGUUCGAAGCUCAGCAAAACGCCGAAGCCCCCGUCAGGGUCUUGAUCAGCACUUUGGACAAGCUCGACGAGAGCAUCCCGCUCGCGGAGAAGAUCUGGGAGAACUCCGCCGACUGGCCUCAGAUAAAACCUCGCUUGAAGGAGACCAUGAACAUGCGUAAACAGCUGAAGAGCGCAGUCGAGUCCGGGGGCAUGAACCCUGAGAGUUCCGUGAAGAUAGAGCCCAUACCCAAGUAG